Messenger RNA from Sinocyclocheilus grahami, 1147 nucleotides. RefSeq names its product probable E3 ubiquitin-protein ligase ARI7. The coding region runs from base 106 to 888 and encodes 260 amino acids. The transcript has 4 exons. NCBI's taxonomy places the organism in Eukaryota, Metazoa, Chordata, Actinopteri, Cypriniformes, Cyprinidae. The record is from RefSeq and is a predicted model, not a curated record.
AUCACGUGAUUUUUCAGUAUCUGAAAGGAAAGAGAAAGUGUCUCGAGCGACACUAAAACAGCAGGCGCCCGCCUGAAAACUGGCUAUUUGCGAAAUAUCUUUAUCAUGUCAGGAGACGAGAAGCGAUAUGAUGGAUCUGAGAAGGACAUGCAAUUCGUAAGAAAGUGCAGCGAUAUUGAUCCAUAUGAUGAUGAUCCGCACACUUUAAGAGCUCGUUUAUCCUGCGGUCAUGUCACUGGUCCACAGACACUGACAGACUACUGCAGACUACAGCUGAAUGACGGUAAAGCUGAGCUGAGAUGCCCUUUGUGUAACGGUCAAUGGUCUUACACUGAAGUGCGUAAACUAGCCAAACUCACACCUGAAGAACAGCAAUGCUUUGAAGAAACUCUUGCCAACAAUGCAACCAGAAAGAUAAUAGACAUUAAGAAUUGUCCUGGUUGUGACUGGUUGAUUGAGAGAUCAAACCCGUCUAAUCUCAGCGUGCAGUGCACCGUUUGCUCUGCAAAGAAUAAAAAAACCUUUGAGUUCUGCUGGCAGUGUUUGAGAGAAUGGAAAGGGCAUCAGCCUCGCUCUGAUCGAUGUGACAAUGAAGGCUGCAGCAAUAAAGAGCUGGAUCUGCUGAGAGAUUGUGCAACUAUUAUUUUAAAAGAUGCUGCAAAUAUUGUAUGUCCAGCUGUUCGUGCCUGUCCAACAUGUGGUUUGCUGAUUGAACACAACUCGGAGAAAUGCAAAAACAUUACAUGCUCUCGGUGUACUAAAGAGUUUUGUUUUGUCUGUCUGAAGCUCACACCUGAAUGUGUGAGUACAAGUGAUUACUAUAUUAUGUGUUCAGGUGGUGUGGCUCCACGACAGACUUCAUUUCCAUUUUGGAGAGUUAACCAAUAAAUUACAAACACAGUUACAGUUAUGUGGUAGAAUACUAUUUAGAAAGCAUGUGUAGCAUAAUGACUAAUGUUAUUAGCCUAUAUAAAAGUAAAAGACCAACCCAAAAUAAUUAUUAAUGAUUAAUAAUCAAAUCUUUCACCCACUGUGUUCCCCUGCCUACCUGCACCCAUCUGCUGAGACCAUCGCCAGCCUUCAACAGCUGAAGAAACACCUCUUAUGCAAGAAUUUAGCUCAUUCCUGUUCCUCAUUUGUAGGUCAC